ACUAAAAGCUUCUUCUCUUUCUCUCUAGUGAGUUCCAGUAAAGUUCCGGCAGAGGACAGACUGCUGCGGUCUCUCUUCACAGGAUACAGUAAACUGGCCCGUCCAGUUGAGAAUAUCAGUGAUGUGGUGCUCGUCCGGUUCGGACUGUCCAUCGCUCAGCUCAUUGAUGUGGAUGAAAAAAAUCAAAUGAUGACCACAAAUGUGUGGGUGAAACAAGAAUGGCACGAUUAUAGACUCCGCUGGAACCCCAAAGAUUAUGAGAAUGUCACGGCCAUGAGGAUACCGGCACAGUUUAUAUGGAAACCAGAUAUAGUGCUGUAUAACAAUGCGGAUGGAGAUUUCACCGUGACACACCUGACCAAGGCUCACCUGUUCUUUAACGGACAAGUUACCUGGAUCCCUCCGACCAUCUACAAGAGCUCUUGCUGCAUUGACGUCACCUUCUUCCCUUUUGACCAGCAGAACUGCACCAUGAAGUUCGGCUCCUGGACCUACGACCGCGGCAAGAUCGACCUGAUCUGUAUGGAUGACAACGUGGACCAGUUGGACUACUGGGAGAGCGGAGAAUGGGUGAUCACCAGUGCCGUGGGCACCUACAACCUCAAGAAGUAUGAGUGUUGCUCGGAGGUGUACCCCGAUAUUACCUACUCCUUCAUCAUCAAAAGACUGCCACUGUUCUACACGAUUAACCUCAUCGUGCCAUGUUUGCUCAUUUCCUGUUUGACUGUGCUGGUCUUCUACCUUCCGUCUGACUGCGGCGAGAAAGUGACCAUGAGUAUCUCCGUUCUCCUUUCUCUAACCGUCUUCCUGUUGCUUAUCACGGAAAUCAUUCCGUCUACAUCACUGGUGAUUCCGUUGAUUGGCGAAUACCUGCUCUUUACGAUGAUUUUCGUCACACUUUCGAUUACACUCACUGUUUUCGUGCUCAAUGUGCACCAUAGGUCACCUCAGACACAUUCCAUGCCUGGUUGGAUCCGUAAGUUCUUCCUGGACGUAAUUCCGAGAUUCCUUUUCAUCAAGCGCCCCCCUGUAUUGCAGAAGUGUAGGAAGAUCGUUGACUCUCAGCAGAAGAAGCGAACGAGCAGCACUCCUUCAGUUUGGGAUGACAACUUGGUUCAUUCUCCAUGUUCACAUAUUCUUGUCAAGCAUCCAGUAAAGUUUCCACCUCUCCAGACUUCCCAUAGCUGUUGCUCUGUUGGGUCUUUAGGUCCUCCAGGUCCACUCUUCUCAAAUUCUCCAAAAGCUUCUGAAGAGAAGCUACAGGGCAAGGAAAAGACCCGCUCACUAAGUGUGCAAUAUGGACUUGGGGAGCGAGAGUGUAAGCCUUCUAAUGCUAGCAAACGCUAUCGUUCGCGUAGCAUCCAGUACUGUUGUCUUCAAGAGGGGCUUCAACAAAAUCAACGGAGGCCUUCUGUAUUUCAGUUCCCCUCUGUGGCUGAGGAACAAUUUAAUGUGGCAGGCUGUAAAUGUAAUGUGAUGCCAGAGAGUAUGUUAGCUACAAAAUCCGCCAAAAUGACAGACACAGAGGAAAAUCUACAAAUCACGACAACUAAUGCUAUGCUGCAAGCCAUUGAGGGAGUGCAAUACAUCGCUGACUACCUCCGUGCAGAGCAUGCAGAUUUAUCUGUAGGUUGUCUGGUGUUGUUUAAUCCUGUUCAGUCACCAAAUGCAAGUAAAAAUUGGCUUUAAGUAAAUAAACUUCAAAUAAAGGCCAGUAUGCUUGGAACUUUAAUAGUAAAUGUCAUUUGCCAUUGCUUAAUUAUUGUAUGACCAAAGUCAUUGUGUUUUUCUAUUUCAGGUGAGGGAAGAGUGGAAGUAUGUGGCCAUGGUCAUUGAUCGGAUCUUCUUGUGGAUGUUUAUAUUGGUGUGUAUUCUGGGUAUUGUAGGACUGUUCUUCCCUCCAUGGUGGGCUGAAAUGAUUUAAUAUUCAUUAUGAUGAAAAAGCAAUUAAAACCACAGUAUUCAAAGACCUGGGUCUAGCCCACAUCACAACUACAUAUGAUUACUAUACUCGCAUGUAGAAUAGGACGUCUGUCGAAAAUGUGUUUGUUAAAAUAUCCUCAUUUAGUCUUCCUUCAGUUAAAGUGUUUUUACCUGUUGUUGUUAAAGUUCCAUUAGACUUGUAAAUAGAAACUAAUUUUGUCUGAUAUAAAUGUAUUAUUAAUGAUCAUAUCCCGUGUUUUGCCUUUACAUUUACAUUUACCUUUAAUGGUCAUUUUUAUCAUUAAAGUGGACUUUUUGAAAAACAUUUUUUUUGAAAAAAUACAAAUAAAGAAAAACACCCCUUACAAAAGUAUGAUGAGGGUCUCAUUCAUGAUAGGAUGGUCUCAGAUGCUAAUACCAUAAAUGUGUACAAUGAUUACCAUAUUACCAUGGUAUUUAUGGUACAUGGUAUUCCAAGUACCAUGUAAGGAUACCAUGUUACUGCCAUGAUAUGUAACAAAAAAAAAAGCAAAAAAAAAAAAAGACAUGUCAUCAUGGUAUAAUGUCCCAAAAAAUGUUAUUACAAUAAAAAAAUAAAAAAAUAAAAAAAACAUUAUCAUCAUGGUACCAACAAUAAAUAAAUAAAUAAACAAAUAAAAAUAAAUAAAAAUAAAACAUGUUAUUA
This is a messenger RNA of Myxocyprinus asiaticus (Chinese sucker), 2608 nucleotides long. Its product is annotated as neuronal acetylcholine receptor subunit alpha-4. Gene Ontology annotation, biological process: nervous system process; chemical synaptic transmission; monoatomic ion transmembrane transport. The transcript is spliced from 4 exons. Gene Ontology annotation, molecular function: transmembrane signaling receptor activity; acetylcholine-gated monoatomic cation-selective channel activity. Lineage: Eukaryota; Metazoa; Chordata; Actinopteri; Cypriniformes; Catostomidae. The record is from RefSeq and is a predicted model, not a curated record. Gene Ontology annotation, cellular component: synapse; postsynaptic membrane; neuron projection. Bases 187 to 1689 code for a protein of 500 amino acids.